Paramecium tetraurelia is the source of this 447-nucleotide messenger RNA. RefSeq lists its product as uncharacterized. NCBI's taxonomy places the organism in Eukaryota, Ciliophora, Oligohymenophorea, Peniculida, Parameciidae. The record is from RefSeq and is a predicted model, not a curated record. The transcript has 2 exons.
AUGGCUUAGCGCUCUUAUUAAUAAUACAUACAAGUGUGGCUCAAGUAUCGUUCUACUUAGUAAUAUUUUAUUCACAUUCCUCCAAAAUAAUAACAAUUUACCUUGAAACAACAUGCAGGAAUGAUAAAUUUUAGAAGUAAGACCAAACACCAACUACUUCAAUUUAAUUGUAAUCAACAUCUCAUUAUCCGUAGUCUCAACAAAUGCAUCCAACUUCAAAUUUAGAGAAGAAACUCUUUGUAAACUAAGUAUGCAAUCGAAAAAUCUUAAUAAGUUUUGAAGAAAGGGGAUGAGAUAUGUUAAUUGGGAAUAUUGCAUAACUUCAAGUACAAGCAACGGUAGUUACAUUAGUCUCAUAAUGCAUAAGCUGAAACUGAGGUGAUGCUUGACAAUACCAUUGAUCUCAUUAAGUAUGAUUAUAUUGCCUCUAUUGAAGUAACAAGUUGA